Molecule: messenger RNA, 270 nt
Organism: Rotaria sp. Silwood2
Lineage: Eukaryota; Metazoa; Rotifera; Eurotatoria; Philodinida; Philodinidae
Source: the annotation of a GenBank genome assembly
AUGCAUGCUUUAGAGUUUUAUCAGAAAAGUAGUCAACUUCAACCGACCACUUCGUUUGCUUCAUUUAAUAUUGAUAAUUUAUGUAUAAGAUUUUCACAUCAAGAAGCUAUUAAUGCUCUAGAACCUUUUCUUAGUUAUUAUGUGCCAGAUCAUUAUAUUCAAGGCAUGAUAAUUGAUAAAAUUCUUCAACUUGUAUCUUCUCGUUCUGGAAAAGCAAUAUUUCGUCCACAGUUACAAGUUAUAUCAACAGAUUAUUGGUGGUGCUUCUAG